AUGUCUGAUUUAAAAGAACAACAUAUCGCUGAUCAAGAGUCUGUCAGUGAUCAGAUUGAACUCCAAGGUCACAUCUUAGAAAAGGGUGACAUUGAUGAAUACCUUUACUUUGACAAACCAUGGUACAAGUACAAGCAUUUCCUUAUUUUACAUUUUUACGUUUUUAUUAUCAGUUUAACUUCUACCAUUAGUGGUUAUGAUGGUUCUAUGUUGAAUGGUUUACAAAUUUUAGAAGACUGGAAUGAUGCUAUGGGUCACCCUGAAGGUGCUGUCUUAGGUGCUUUAGCUAACGGUAGUGUUUUUGGUGGUAUUAUUUCUUUUAUUUUUGCUUCUUGGUUUUCUGAUAAGUUCGGUAGAAAGACUUCUAUCUACGUUGGUCAAUCUUUCACUAUCUUAGGUGCUAUUUUACAAGGUGUUUCCACUAACUAUACUUUCUUCAUUUGGUCCAGAAUUAUCUUAGGUAUGGGUUUCGGUCUUUCUACCGUUUCUUCCCCAACUUUGAUUUCCGAAUUAUCUUAUCCAAAGUUCAGAGAAACCUGUACUGCCAUAUAUGCCUCUUUCUGGUAUUUCGGUGCUAUUAUUGCUGCUUGGGUUACUUUCGGUACUCAACCAAUUCCAAGUUCUUAUGCUUGGAGAAUCCCAUCUUACUUACAAGGUGCUUUACCAGUUGUUCAAGUCUUGAUUUUCUGGUUGAUUCCAGAAUCCCCAAGAUUCUUAAUCUCCAAGGGUAAGGAAGACAAGGCUAGAAAUAUCUUAAUGAAAUACCACUGUGGUAACGAUGGAACAGAACAAGCCCACAAAUUAGUUGAAUUUGAAGUUAAGGAAAUUAAGGCUGCUUUAGAAUUAGAAGAAAUUUGUGCAACCUCUUCUUUCUUUGACUUUGUUAAGAUUCCAACUUACAGAAAAAGAUUAUUCAUCUUGCUUUUCACGGGUGUUAUUAUGCAAUUAUCUGGUAAUGGUUUAGUUUCCUACUAUUUCACUAAGGUUUUAGAUACCAUUGGUAUUACUGACGCAAGGAAGCAAUUAGAAAUUAAUGGUUGUUUGAUGAUCUAUAACUUGAUUAUCUCUUGGAUUGCUGCUUCCAUCUGUCAAUACUUCAGAAGAAGAACUUUAUUCUUACUCUGUAUCGGCGGUAUGUUCAUUUCUUUCGUUAUCUGGACUAUCUUAUCUGCCAGAUUCGCUUUAGGUGGUUUCCAAGACACUGGUUUAGCUAACGGUGUCUUAGCUAUGAUCUUCCUUUUCUACGGUGCUUACGAUUUAGGUGCUAAUGGUUUACCAAUGUUAUAUGUUACUGAAAUCUUACCAUACUCCCAUAGAGCCAAGGGUAUUAAUAUUUUCUUCCUUGCCAACAACGUUAUUGUCCUUUUCAAUGGUUUCGUUAACCCAAUUGCUAUGGAUGCAAUUGAAUGGAAGUACUACAUUGUCUACUGUUGCGUCCUUGCUGUUGAAUUAGUCUUAGUUUACUUAUUAUACCCUGAAACUUCUGGUUACACCUUAGAAGAAGUUGCUAAGGUUUUCGGUGAUGAUCCAGAAACUUCUUUAACCCAUCUUUCUUCUGCUCCACAAAAGAUGGUUGUUGAACAAGUUGAACACAGCACUGAUAAAUUUGUUUAG
Molecule: messenger RNA, 1614 nt
Organism: Hemisphaericaspora subhashii
Lineage: Eukaryota; Fungi; Ascomycota; Pichiomycetes; Serinales; Debaryomycetaceae
Product: HXT2.4
Exons: 1
Coding region: 1-1614 (537 amino acids)
Biological process (GO): transmembrane transport; carbohydrate transport
Cellular component (GO): membrane
Molecular function (GO): carbohydrate:proton symporter activity
Source: RefSeq, a predicted model, not a curated record